AUGUAUUCUGUCGUACUUUUAACUGUUCUCUUUAUCUGCCUUAUUAUCAAACCUUUUUUCGACUACUUCCAUGAUCCGAAGCGCCUGCGAAGAUAUCCCAACUACAAUCUCAUUUGCGGGAUUUCUAAUCUUGGUUGGUGCUUGGAGACAUGGCGGGGAGGCAUUCGAUCGAAGAAACUCAGUGAGAUGCACAAAAAGCACCCAGUGAUCCGCAUCGGGCCCAACUCACUUUCUUACGGCGACCUAAGUGCAAUAAAAGACAUUUAUGGGCAUGGCACCAAGUGCCACAAAGAUGUCUUCUACCAGACAGAAGCCGGCUCACACUUCAACCUUGGAAAUGUCAUUGACAAACAGGAUCAUUCGCGAAAGAGGAAGAUGCUCGCAAGUGCAUUCGCUAUGAAGAACGUGCAAAUCUGGGAGUAUAAGGUGGCCGAAAAUGUAGCUCAUUUUAUUGAAGCCUGUGACAAACAUUGCACUGCACCACUACUAAAAUCCUCUCGACAUCCCGACCCGAAAGACCUGACGUUUGACUUCCGCGCUUGGGCGAACUUCUUCACCAUCGACGCAAUUGCCGAUAUUGCCCUCUCUGAGAAGCUAGGGGUGCUUAGGGCUGGGAACGACCUCGUGCCCGCCCAGACUGUGGAUAAAAUGCAAUACGAAGUGAAAUUCCGGGAUUGUUUGCAUGCUUCCAAGAUAGCACAUACGCGUAUUGCCUACGCAGACAAAUGGUACUGGCUUAACAGCAGAUAUGCAACCCGGCUCUUACCUUCCUAUCGAGAACUAUGGAGAUUGAACCAAGGUUGGAGCGACUUUGUGAACUACCAGGCAAGGAAACGUCUUGCCCGGUCACUUGAGGGUGAGAAGGUAGACGACUUUUUCCAAUGUUUGAUGGAUAGCAAGGAUGGCAGCCCUAGAAACCUCGAAUGGGGAGAAAUCGCGUCUGAGGUAGGCGUUCUAUUAGACGCCGGUUCUGCAACAACCGCGAUCGCUCUGAACAACGUAAUCUUCUGGUUGCUGCGAAGCCCCUCCUGUCUUGCUCGCCUACAAGAAGAGAUUGACGAUGCUCUUGACCUGGACAACAUCGUUGCACCUUACGAAAAAGUAAAGCAUCUUCCUUACCUGCGGGCCUGCCUUGACGAGAGCCUUCGCAUCACGCCCCCUUUCUCUUACAAUCUACCUCGUCGCACCCCACCCGAUGGCGCCGUUAUACUCAACGAUUUUGUCCCCGGUGAUACGACUGUAUCGAUUUCAUCCUAUGUUGCGCAUCGCAAUGAACGGAUCUUUCCAGAGCCCGAAAAAUUCAUGCCUGAACGCUGGCUUGGUGAGAAGAGUCGAUCAUUACAGUCAUAUUUUGUGCCUUUCAGCAGUGGUCCUCGGGCGUGCAUUGGACAAAACCUUACUUACUUGGAACAAACUAUCAUGCUUGCUAGUGUUUUACACCGAUAUAAAUUUGCACUGCCGCAUCCGGAAUGGGAGCAGGAUCGGGUGGAAGUGACAAAUUUGUUACCGGGACCAUUACCGUUGAAGGUAUGGAGGAGAUGCUUAGACUAA
Messenger RNA from Aspergillus ruber CBS 135680, 1551 nucleotides. Its product is annotated as cytochrome P450. The transcript has a single exon. Gene Ontology annotation, molecular function: heme binding; monooxygenase activity; iron ion binding. Bases 1 to 1551 code for a protein of 516 amino acids. The record is from RefSeq and is a predicted model, not a curated record. NCBI's taxonomy places the organism in Eukaryota, Fungi, Ascomycota, Eurotiomycetes, Eurotiales, Aspergillaceae.